Molecule: messenger RNA, 6421 nt
Organism: Anolis carolinensis (green anole)
Lineage: Eukaryota; Metazoa; Chordata; Lepidosauria; Squamata; Anolidae
Product: fibroblast growth factor 11
Exons: 4
Coding region: 327-1046 (239 amino acids)
Biological process (GO): regulation of voltage-gated sodium channel activity
Cellular component (GO): cytoplasm; nucleus
Molecular function (GO): sodium channel regulator activity; growth factor activity
Source: RefSeq, a predicted model, not a curated record
AGUUUGAGGCCGCUCGGAGCCUAUGUUUGUCUUGUCUUUGUUCUAUGUUAAAAGGCAUUGAAUGUUUGCCUAUAUGUGUAAUGUGAUCCGCCCUAAGUCCCCUUCGGGGUGAGAAGAGUGGAAUAUAAAUGCUGUAAAUAAAUAAAUAAAUAAAUAAAAUUGGUUGACAACGAUGUUUGUGAUGAAUCACACGCAGUGGCCAUAGAGAAAACGACACAAGAACCAACUGUAGUAGAUAAGAAGGGUAAAGGGGAAAUUUCCAAACAAAGAAAGAUGAUGGUUUAUGAAACUUAACUAUUAUAUUAUAGAUAAUUAUAUAUUAUGUAAUGCAAUAUAAUAUAUAUAUAUAUAUUCAUACAAUUCUUCUAAAGGGUUGGUUUGAUCUGUUAGUCAAGCUGAACAACCGUAUCGUGAAAGGAUGCACAUCUCACCAACUUAGAAAAUGUGGAAAGCUCAGGCGUAGCUUCUCCUGCCACGUCUCACGUCUUGCUCUCUUCCUUCUCUUUGCAGAACCACAGCUGAAAGGCAUCGUGACCAAGCUCUUCUGCCGGCACGGCUAUUACCUCCAAGUCCACCCUGACGGCACCAUCGACGGGACCAGAGAGGACAACGGAUUCACCCUCUUCAACCUGAUCCCGGUGGGCCUGCGCGUGGUGGCCAUCCAGAGCACCAAAUCCGGGCAGUACAUCGCCAUGAACGCCGAAGGCUAUCUCUAUACCUCUGCCCACUUCACUACCGAGUGCCGCUUCAAGGAGUGUGUCAUCGAGAACUACUACGUGAUGUACUCCUCCACCCUCUACCGCCAGCGGGAGUCUGGCCGCUCCUGGUACCUGGGCAUCAACAAGGACGGGCAGGUCAUGAAGGGCAACCGGGUCAAGAAGACCAAGGCCGCCGCCCACUUCCUGCCCAAGCUCCUGGAAGUGGCCUUGUACCGGGAGCCUUCCCUGCACAACGUGGUGGAGCUGGCCCUGAGCAAGAAGGCCGAGGAGGGGAACCCGUCGUCGGGGCCUCCGGGGAAGGAGCCCUCCAAGGCCGAGGCCACGUAGCCCCGCGGCCACGGAGGGACGCCUCCACCCGCCCAAAGCCUCCUCCUCCUCCUUUGCCUCCGGAGGGCGAAUCCUGCGCAGAGGAGCCAUCCUUCUUCCUCAACUCGCAUCGAGCCCCUUCCAUCCCACCAGACGUCUUCCGACCCGGACACCAAGGAUUACUGGAGACCACCCACUGGCCAAUUGGCUCUUGACUUGGCCAUUUUGGGGCUGAGAAGAUAUUCAUUGCACCCCACUUCCCCCACAUUUCAAGCCAUGGGUGCAAUAUGGCACCUGUCCACCAGGGGGCGAUGUUACGAUGCUGCAAACCAUUUCUCCCCGCCCAAAACUGUGACAAAUUCACUGUGGGUUUUCAAUUCCGACGUAUCAUCAGAGAUUCCGAUGUCUCUCUUUUGGUCCAAAUAUAUAUAUAUAUUAAUGGGCCUGUCUCAGUCCAUGCAAAUGAAACGGUGCAGUAAACAGUAACCAACCGGACUCAGAAAAUAUGUAUAUAAAUGUCCUUUUGACCCCCAACAAAAAAGGAUGCUGCAUCAACUAUUACUACUACUACAGGGAAAAAAAGAUCUUCCGUUUCAUAACCGUUUUUUUAAAAAAAGAAAUAAAUAAUUAUAUGCUCUCCUCUUUUCAGCCACUAGGUGGCAGCAUUCUCCCAUGUGAAACCAUUAUAAACCUCACUUUUUGUGGAUUUGUGGAUAUUGCAAUGCAGAAUCCUUUCCAUGGAGACGGGGGAAAUAGAUCCAGCUUUGCUUUCGCCGGCUCAGGGAGCUGAGGAAGGGGAUAACCUUUGAAAAACUACGGUUCUUCUAGCCUUUCUAGAGUCUGACAGUGUCAAAGAACCUCGUGGACUGUCCCCAUCUUCCCGUCUCUGCCUUGCCCCCGUCUCAGAAAAUAAAUAUAUUGCAAUACCAAGGAGGGACGGACGCCUGUGUUGCAAACGAUGCAGUUUUCUUACAUUGGAUUUUCACCAGGAAAAAAUAAACAGACUGCAGUACUGGUUUCGACCACUAGAUGCCAGCAUUGUCCAUUGAGGAAGGAAGUCAUGGCACCUGCUGGCCCACCGUGAAGCGUAAUUCCCCUUUUGGCCACUGGAUGGCAAUAUUGCACUCAUUGGAAGACACUAAGGAUUCCUCUGUGGUCCUCUUUCCUUCCUUCCAAAGGAGGGAAAAUGCAAACUUUUCACAUGCAAUAUUUAUAUUUGGCCACUGAGUGGCAACACCAUGAUCUCAAAAGGGUCAAGCAGGGCAUCUCGAACAUCCAUUCGCAAGGAUCCAAUGGGGCAGAAGAAGGAACCCCACAAAACUGUGCCCCUUUUCACACUCACACACACACAAACUACCCCAGGAUCCUCAAAAUUGCCAUAUGUCUAUUUAUCUUUACAGGGUUUCAACAGGCAAUAAGUUACGGCGGGUGGCGAGGGAGGGAUGGAAUGCUAUGGGGGGUCCAGGGAGGGGGGUAUGGAUGGUGGUGAAUGCUUAUGGGGCUGGAAAAGGGGUCAAGGGCGGAUUCUGCAAGAAGCUGGGUGGAAGAAUAUGGGGGUUUUGAUACACAUAUAUAUAUUCUGUCUUCUAUUGCCUUCUAUAGGUCUUCCAGAAAGCAAACCCAGGGAUUAUGAUUUGCAGAGUUUUUCAUGCAUCUCCCUAUUUUUAAAUAAUGACUGACGAACAGGAGUGUUUUGGACUGAAAAUCCAUUAGGUUAUUAUCAAAGGCUUUCAUGGCCAGAAUCACUGGGUUGCCAUGAGUUUUCGAGAAUGUCUGGCCAUGGUCCACAAGCAUUCUUUCCUGAUGUUUCACCCACAUCUAUGGCAGGCAUUCUCAGAGGUUGUGAGGUCUGUUGGAAACUCAGCAAGUGGGGUUUAUAUAUAUUUUUGUAAUGUCCAGGGUGGGAGAAAGAACUCUUGUCUGUUUGAGGCAAAUAUGAAUGUUCCCACUGACCACUGACUUGAAUAGCCUUGCAGCUUCAAAGCCUGGCUAUUUCCUUCCUAGGAAAAUCCUUCAUUGGGAGGUGUUAGCUGGCUGUGAUUGUUUCCUGUCUAGAAUUCCCCUAGCAGGAAGCAGCCAAGCUUUGAAGCUGCAAGGCUAUUCAAAGCUAAUCAAGCUGGCCAGUUGCAAAAAAUUCACAGAUAAGAGUUCUUUCUUCCACCCUGGGCAUCAUUCCACAUAUAAACCCCAACAGACCUCUCAACCUCGGAGGAUGCCUGCCAUAGAUGUGGGCGAAACGUCAGGAGAGAAUGCUUCUGGAAUGUGGCCAGACAGCCUGGAACACUCACAGCAGCCCAUUAGGUUAUUAUUAUUAUUAUUAUUAUUAUUAUUAUUAUUAUUAUUAUUAUUAUUAUUUGCCUGCCUGUCUCCACAGCUCAAGGCGGGGAUCAACAUUCCGGGGACCCUAAAAUGCAUAGAGCAAAGGUCAAAAGCCAAUAUCAGUAACAUGUAAAUUUGCAACUCAUAUUUUCAAACUGACUCAAUUAUAUGGAGGAGAAUAAAUAUAUUUUUGGAACUGCACUCCAAAAUAAGCCUGUUCCCUGGCUCUGAUGGCAUUCCCUUGUGCAAUUCUCUCCAAACCCAGCCAAUUGGAUUAUUUUGCCCCUUUUUCCAUUGCCUGGCAAUUAACAUAAAUGCCCAAAAAAUCAUUAUUUAAAAAAACAACCAAAAUACCAAUUUUUUUUUUUGCAAGAAGUUGCUUUUUUUUUUUGCAAGUUGCAAGAAGUGGCUGCAAUACUCACCGUGUCCACUAGAUGGAGCCCACAAUAUAUUUACCCCUAGAAUCCCUGAAUAUAUAAGAUUUAAGGGGAAGAUUGGCGCCCCCUCUAGGCUGCCAGGAGCAACAAUUAACCCUUUCAUGCCAUCUAAAGGGCAAUAAGAAGCCUUUGGGAUAGAUCACCCAAUGAAGUCAUUUACCCCAGAAGUGGGCCACAUUUUUUUGCCCAUUGAACCCAGUGUCCAGAGACACUUGACCCUCACCCACUCCCAUAAAGAGUCCCUGUCUCGUAGAUUUCAUUUGCAAACUAUAAGUCCCCUACGUCGAAGGUCAAGCCAAAGGUGUCCCCUCUAAUUAAAUAAUAAUAAUAAUAAUAAUAAUAAUAAUAAUAAUAAUAAUAAUAAUAAUUUUAUUCCCCACCUCUCCUUGGUUUGCCCUUUGAGCCUCACGCUGGUCCAGAUUUUCCAGCCGCAUUUGCGAGAAAUAUUGGUUUUUGUUUAGCAAGGAAGAGAAAAGGAAAGAGAAGGAAGGAAUGGGCGCCACACCAUAAGAACGAAAAGAGCCAUAUCUAUCUAUACCUAUGGAAGGAUUGCGUCUUCCAACCACGUCUUCCACUCUGUGCCAAGUUUAGCAAGAGCCAUAGCUGUCUUGCACCCGAGACAGAGUCCCGAAUCCAGGCCGACACCCCACUCCCCUCCUUGUCUUCAAUGGUUACAGGGUUCAUGCGAACUCAGGAAUUUUACUCCACAUUUCUCUGUCUUGCAAACGGGUGGAACUGCAACAGUACUUGCUUUUAAAUUAUGUUGUAAGAGCUGGACCGAAAAGUCCUUUGAGGGUCUCUGUGUUAUUCUGCAUUUUUCUUGUAUUGCACUCUUCAGCCACUAGAGGGAGAUAGAGAGUCAACGAAUAUUUCCCUUGAAGGGAACAAUACUCAGAGUUACCAGCAGAGGGCAGCAAAGAGUCAAUAGAUAUACAUAUACAGUAGAGUCUCACUUAUCCAACAUAAACGGGCCGGCAAAACGUUGGAUAAGCGAAUAUGUUGGAUAAUAAGGAGAGAUUAAGGAGAAGCCUAUUAAACACCAAAUUAGGUUAUGAUUUAACAAAUUAAGCACCAAAACAUCAUGUUAUACAACAAAUUUGACAGAAAAAGUAGUUCGAUACACAGUAAUACUACGUAGUAAUUACUGUAUUUACGAAUUUAGAAUCAAACUAUCACGAUGUAUUGAAAAUAUUGACUACAAAAAUGUGUUGGAUAAUCCAGAACGUUGGAUAAGCGAAUGUUGGAUAAGUGAGACUCUACUGUACCCUGUUUCCCUGAAAAUAAGACAUCCCCAGAAAAUAAGACCUAGUAGAGGUUCUGCUGAAUUGCUAAAUAUAAGGCCUCCCCCGAAAGUAAGACCUAGCAAAGUUUUUGUUUGGAAGCAUGCAGGAUCGGUAAAUGUACAUACCAUAGAUUGUUGUACAUGGAAAUAAAGAUAGUAACAAUAAAUAAUAAUAAUAAUAAUAUAAUAACUUUAUUCUUGUAUCCCACCUCCAUCUCCCAGAAGGGACUCAGGGAAGCUUACACAGGGACAAGCCCAACGACAACAUAAAUUUACAUAUAAACAGAAAUUUAAAACAGUAAUUUAAAAACAGCAUAGCAAUAAAAUAUAAUAUAGAAAUUCUUGAAAGGAAUUUGGUUAUGCUGGUUUGUGAUGACACCUAUUGUAACAGUAGAUAAUAAAUUUUCAUUUUUAAAAAAUUCAACCAUAAAUGUGAACUCUUCUUUGUGGAAAAAUAAGACAUCCCCUGAAAAUAAGACCUAGCGCAUCUUUGGGAGCAAAAAUUAAUAUAAGACACUGUCUUAUUUUCGGGGAAACAGGGUAUGCAUAGGAAUCUCCUCCCUGUAUUGUGCUCUUUGGCCACUAGCGGGAGAUAGAGAGUCAUUAAAUAAUUCCCUUAAAGGGACAAUACCCAGACCUACCAGCAGAGGGAAGCAAAGAGUCAAUGAAUAAAUGUAUAGGAAUAUCCUCCUUGUAUUGCGCCCUUCAGCCACUAAGGGGAGAUAGAGAGUCAAGGAAUAUUUCCCUUGAAGGGAGCAAAACUUAGAUCUACCAGCAGAGGGCAAGAAAGAGUCAACGAAUAUACUGUAUAUGCAUAGGGAAUAUCCUCCCUGUAUUGCGCUCUUCAGCCACUAGAGGGAGAUAGAGAGUCAAGGCAUAUUUCCCUUGAAGGGAACAAUACUCAGACCGACCAGCAGAGGGCAGCUCUUUCAAAGUACAGUACUAAUUAAAACUUAAUUUUUCUGGCAUGAACUUUUGUUAUAAUGGAGGGAAAAUUGAGCCUGGGUAGGUUUAUUAUGAGUGUCUCUCUUCAGAAAUGUUUGCAAUGUACAAUAAUCCCUCCUUGCAAUGCAAAUGGCCACGGUUUGUGGUGGAUGAUGGUUUGGCCUUCCUCGAUCCUGCCCUUCUUUUCCGCCUUUAUUUUUUCCCAGCACAGAAAGCAAUAAGAACUGCAGGAAAUAAAAACAAAAACAAAAUACCAAUAAAAGGAAAUAUACAACCUUUGCCUUUGCAUGAGAAACUGGCUCCCUUUUCUCUCAGCAAUAAACUAACCAACCCCUCCUUCCCGUCAACCUGGUGCAAAGGGUUCAAACAAAUAUCUGGAAACAAUAAAGGGAAAACAAUUUCUUAUUAUUCUA